AUGCAGGACAUGUACGCCCCCAAGUACAAUGGGAAGUCACCGCAACAGUGGGAGCGUGCUAGCGCGGCGUCGCCUGCACCGAUGAGCAUGCCUGCACAGCAGUAUCGCACGCCCAAGGAUGACGCCCCGGAGUACGACCCAUUGCUGUGGAGCAACACAGACACUUCCUACAUCGCGACACUCACCACACACGCCAUGAAGUACCAGGCUCCCUCCACGUCACAGCACGGCGGGCUGCGGCAGCGAGGGACAGCGACGUCUAAGCCGCCAUUCACGGUUUUUCUGUCCUCCUCGUGGAGAACCACGCCACAGGAGGGUGCCACGACGCAGCACCCCAAGUUCCACUCUGUGUAUCACCGUGGCCCCACCACGUGGCCAGGCCGCCUGCUUCGGUUUUUCGCACCACAGCUCUAUGCGCGGUGGCAGGGUAACGUGAGCGCGGCUGAUGUACGCCAGCUUUCUACCAAGGAGCUCAUCAACCUAAUGCAGCUCGCCUUGUCUGCUGGCGAGGUGGAUCAGUCAGCGAUGCUGGCGAGGGAGCUGUCGCACCGGAAGCUGACUCUGCAGAUGAAAUUGUCCCCUCAGCAAGCCGCUGCACCCGGUGCCGAGGCGAUGAUGCACGGAAGCCCGUCUCCGCCCAACUCUUACUCAUCUCCGACGCGCCCUACACCGUAUCCACUGGCUAGUGCGGAUGGGAACUUGAACGACGGCGGCGCUGGUCUGUCUACCGUGUACCCGAGCGGCACGCACGGUCCGUCGCCUGGCGCUGCCUCAUGGCACCAUGAUCAGAGUACCGCCGACUUCGACUCAAACCGCUUCGCGAAUCGAACUGGUCCCAACAGCCUUAACAAGUCGUCUGUCUGGGCGAGCGACCUGCCCCCUGAGCCCUUCGAGUAUGCUUCUCGCGCGGCUCUCGCAAACGGAGUUGGGGCGCAUCGAAGCUCCCUUGACGAGCCGGGCAGCAGCGUCCCCUGGACACAGAGCACGCAGUGGCGCUAG
This is a messenger RNA of Leishmania mexicana MHOM/GT/2001/U1103, 999 nucleotides long. RefSeq lists its product as hypothetical. Lineage: Eukaryota; Euglenozoa; Kinetoplastea; Trypanosomatida; Trypanosomatidae. The record is from RefSeq and is a predicted model, not a curated record. The transcript has a single exon. Bases 1 to 999 code for a protein of 332 amino acids.